Molecule: messenger RNA, 2572 nt
Organism: Mya arenaria
Lineage: Eukaryota; Metazoa; Mollusca; Bivalvia; Myida; Myidae
Exons: 2
Coding region: 652-1722 (356 amino acids)
Source: RefSeq, a predicted model, not a curated record
CAAUGAUUAAAUACAUAGUGUAAUAUGAUCAAAUACGUUUGUAUUUUCAUCGAUUCUUCAAGGACUUAUUGUAUAGAUACUGCAAUCAAUUUGUUAUGAAAAGAAAAUAUACUGAUUUAUAUAUAAGCGCUGUUUGAUUAAGGAUAUUUUAGAUCCUCAAUUAGGUUAAACAUUUAACGAAUAUCAAAUAGAUCUAUUUGUGGCUCGUGUUUAAUUCAUUGCAUGUUGACAUGAAAAGUUCCGAAAUGUUGAAAUUAUUAUUAUUAUUAAUACAGGACUAUGGCAAUUAAAGUCGUAAUCCCUUAAUCGAUAUUUGAUUGACUAAAACCAAAGGUUUAUGCUGUUUUUGUAAACCUACAGUUCGGAUUAAGAUCUGUUACAAUAGCCUUAUGGAUUAAUAUCAGAUGGAAUUGUUAUUAAUCGCGUUCAUAUUUGGAGAUUAAUCUCAUUGUUGAGUUUUAGAUAAACUAGAAACAGAAACGAAUGAAAACUCGUGAGGAAAAACAAAAUGGAUACAAAUAAACAUUAACAGACAUCGUGCAGGACUUUCCAGAAAAAUAUGUUAAAGAAUAAAACAACAGCAGACAGUUGUUGGGCGAAUCUUUAUUGAAACUAAAACCUUCGCCACAGUCGGAGAACCGCAGCGGCAAUAUGGUGGAACCAAUAGGAUGGGCAAGCAUGCGCAGUUCGCUCCAUUACAGGACCGUAUUUCCGGAAAUGCCAGAUGUUGGAACACAUCAAACGCUACAUAAGAACCUUUCCAAGCGUCUACAGCCACGUGACAUGAUCGCUUUCAAUCAGAACAAUAUUGACAUGGCGCGGCGCAUUCUUCACCGACAGCGCGUCGCCCUCAGGCUGUAUUCCGGUAGUAGAUUAAGCCUUAAAGGCUCCACAGCACACCAGACGUCAGCGAGGCUUCAUCGGCAGCCGUUACGCCAAUAUACGUGUCCAGAUGGGUUUAACAGGGAAAAUUCUGAGACGUUUUCAAACAUGCGCUCUGAAGGGUCCACCCUGCUUACGGAAGCGUCCCUGUACGGCCCACCCGGCACGAGAGAGGGCGCACGGGACCACUUCCAUGGCGGACGCGGCAUGAGCCCAAUUCCCGGAAGUGCUCGUUCCAUGUUUUCCGAUCAUAACGCUUUACCCCAUGACCCCGAAAAAGCGCCGGAUUCCAGGGGCUAUGUUGUGAAAUUAAAGCGACCUAUCGUGUAUAAAAAGAAGUAUACGGAAUCGGAAGUGCAAAACAUCGUGAGGCGUCUUACGGACUAUGAUCCCCUGACACAUCCGGCGGAGUCCCGCGGCCAGGUGAGGGAGCGGCCGGCUGUCGUGGCACAGGUGCCUAGACAGAGUAUGGUACAAAUAAAAAAAUGUUCGGCUGAGGAAGUGCAACAAAUCGUAGAGAGACUGUACACAUAUGACAACAACCGCUGGCCCGCGGAGUCCAAGGCCCGUCUCCAGAUACACUCUGGUCGUCCCAGGCAGAUUCAGACCGCACCCGCCGGUCAAAUGAAGAAACAGGAAGAUCCCGCCACGGCGCCAUCGUCGUUGGCCCCAAGUUCAGCCGGUCACCACCGUCCCUCCCUUCAACCGAUAGAGGAGGGGGCGGUCACGGACGAAGGGAGCCACUCUAAGCACCCGUCCGUCUCUGAAGAUCCGGACAUUGAUACGCGCUCGAAAGCUGACACAAAUGUAUCAGAAAGUGAGAAAGCAUCGAAGCUAUAGUUUGUGACUAGUUUUCGUCAUAACGUAUAUCUAACGUAUACUAUUGAACAUGUGUUGACGGCGUGCACCGUUUUUUAAGAAUUCUUUUGUUAAUUGUAAACCUUUGAAAACAUAAUUUGUGUAUUCUUAAAAAUAAAACAGUACUUAGUAUGACAGAACAGUCAUAUUUAGAAUAUUUAUAAGGUUUACGUGGCUUUAAUUCUAGUUGACUUAUUUGGUGCGGCAUUUGUAUGUUAUAUUGACUUCUUUUUAUGUAUGAGAUAUCUUACGGGGUCAUUUUAGCAUUUUCACCCUUCGAGGCAACAGAUGAUAUGUCGUUUACUAUGUGAUUGUUCAUUGUUAUUCAUGUCAUCUAGCUGACUUAGAAAACAGAUUAGGUUAGGUUAGACAACCUCAUUGGCUGAAACAUUGUCAACGAAAUAUGUGACACUGGGAGUGUGUAUCGGAUGAGUGGCAGUCGGCGACCCUUUUAACAUCCGUUAAAUUUCAAAUCCUUAAUGAUUUAAAGCCUAGCACUUAACCAGUUUAGUGUUUUAGAUUAUAAUUUAUAAACUGGCCAAGUCUUUUUUAUUGAUUUAAUGAAAAUAAAUGAAUGACAUAUUUGUAAAGCAUCGCCACCCCAUUGGAAAAAAGUAAUUUAAACAGUGAAAAAUAAGAAAUGCCAUCGAAACGUUUGGCAUUAUGUUUUUGUUUUUACAGUAGUUAUUCUCGUUGUGCAUUUACAAUUGAGUACAGUUUUCACCAUUGUUACACAUAUAUUGUUAUAUAUUAUAUUUCACAUAUACAUGUACAUACUUUUAGAAUUAUAUAACGGAACAUCGUUCUUUAGACUAUAAAUAAAAUUUGAAGA